UGACCACAUAAAUGUAGAACAAGAAGUUGUUCUAUCAUAAUAAUCCCUAAUUGAACAACACAAACCUCGAACUGCCCUAACGGUCUCUUUAAAAUUUGAAUAAUUGUUACUCCUGCACCCCUCUCUAAUCGAGAUUUACUAGUCCAUUUUUAAUUUGUUGUAUUUGUAGCAUGAGCCCUCAAACUCAGAUCUCGUUUUCAAGCCCCAAAUCAGAUCCCAUUUUCUUUUCUAAAUCAGCUUCUGUAUCUCUUUCAAUCAAGGUAACACAGUAAACCCCAUCUCUAAGUUUCAUCAACAACACAAUUUUAGCUCCAUCUCUCUCUCCCCCUGCCCCAUCUCUCUCUCUCUCUCUCUCUCUCUCUCUCUCUCUCUCUCUCUCUCUCUCUCUCUCUCUCUCUCUCCCUCCUCUCUGUCUGUGUGUGUUUCUUGAAAAAUGGGUUCCCAAGCCCCCAAAUCGUCAAAACCCUCCAAACCCAGUAACCAUACACCCCCAGCAAGAUCAUCAUCAUCUUCAUUAUCAUCCCAUCUUGCUAUGAUUGAGCUCAAACAGAGAAUUCUCACUUCUUUGUCUAAGCUUUCUGAUAGAGACACCCACCAGAUCGCAGUCGAAGACCUCGAAAAGAUCAUCCAAACCCUUUCUUCUGAUGGCAUUUCAAUGCUUCUUAAUUGCCUGUUUGAUGCCACUAAUGAUCCCAAACCCGCAGUAAAGAAAGAAUCCUUACGCCUUCUUGCUGUUCUUUGUGCUACCCAUGGUGAUUCCUCAUCGACCCAUUUGACCAAAAUUAUAGGCCACAUUGUCAAGAAACUUAAAGAUUCUGAUUCUGGAGUUAGGGAUUCUUGUCGAGAUGCGAUUGGGGCGCUUUCGGGUCAGUAUUUGAAAGGGGAGACUGGGGAGAAUGGGGGACAUGGUUCUAUUGUUUCGUUGUUUGCUAAGCCUUUGUUUGAGUCAAUGAAUGAUCAGAGCAAAGUUGUCCAAGCUGCUUCAGCAAUGUGUUUAGCUAAGAUGGUCGAUUGUGCUACCGACCCGCCAGUUGCAGCACUCCAGAAGUUGUGCCCUAGGAUUUGCAAGUAUCUUAAUAGUCCUAAUUUCUUGGCUAAAGCUGCAAUAUUGCCCGUUGUUGCAUCCCUAUCUCAGGUAGGAGCUAUUGCACCACCAAGCUUGGAAACAAUGAUGCAAAGCAUUCAUGACUCCCUUAGCAGUACAGACUGGGCAACACGCAAGGCAGCUGCUGACACAUUAAUUGCCUUGGCACUGCAUUCGAGCAGCUUGAUCAGAGAAACAGCCCCCUCCACAUUGGCUGUCCUCGAAUCGUGUCGCUUCGACAAGAUUAAACCCGUCAGAGAUAGUCUGACAGAGGCAUUACAACUCUGGAAGAUGGUUUCUGGUAAAGGAGAAGACGGGCCUACAGAUAACCCAGAAUCUUCAGUUAAUGAUACUGAUACAUCAGGAGUAGCAGAUGUGUCUAAGCAUCAUACAGAUUCUGCAGAAAGAAGAACUAGUGCAUCUGUAAAUAAUUCAGCUGGUGUGUCGCCCACUACUGGUUCUGUUUCCAAAGCGAAAGGUAGCAACAUUUUGGACAAAACGGCUGUACUGUUGAAAAAGAAGGCACCAGCACUAUCUGAUAAGGAAUUGAAUCCUGAGUUUUUUCAGAAACUCGAAACCAGGGGUUCAGGUGCUGUGGAAGUUAUGGUGGCGCGUAGACGUCCAAAAUCACCAAAUUCUCAGAGUGAGGAUGAGGUAGAGACAAUUGAUAUGGAUGCAACAAAAUCAAAGGGGAACUGUGAACAAGAUGUUGGAUCCAUAAACAGCAACCUUGAUGCAGAGAGAGGAAACGGUGGUGCCACCAGCUGUAGACAGCCUGAUUUUGAUGAUCAGGGUGAUACAAAUUUAAGAAAGUCAUCUGCUAAUCGUGUCGGAAUCUCUAAGACAGAUGGCCAGUCGGAAGGUUUUAUGAACAACAAAGGAAAUUGGUUGGCAAUUCAGAGGCAGUUAUUACAACUCGAGAGGCAACAAGCUCAUCUUAUGAACAUGUUGCAGGAUUUCAUGGGUGGUUCGCAUGAUGGCAUGCUUACUCUAGAGAAUAGAGUACGGGGACUGGAGAGAAUUAUUGAAGACAUGGCACAUGAUUUGACAAUAUCAGGUCGAAGAGGUGGCAAUUAUAUGAUGGGAUUUGAGGAAUCUAAUAGGCAUUUAGGCAAGUAUAGUGGCUUUUCUGACUACAAUACAAAAUUUACAAGGCCUGGUGAUGGACGGAGUUCUUUUGGGGAGAGGUUUGCCCCAUCUGAUGGAGUUGCUUUCACUGCAAGGGGACGGGGGCCACCUUCUUGGAGAAAUGAUUUGCCUGAGUCUCGGGAUUAUUAUUCGUAUGGAAGAAAUGGACAGAUUGGCUCUCGGAGAGCUUUGGGUAGUGGUCCUAUGGAUGGUAGGUCGCCUAAAUCUGACCAUGGGAGUGAUCAGAGUGGUAGCAGGAGAGCUUGGGAUAAAGGGGUCGGAGCUGUUAGGUUUGAUGAGGGGCCUUCUGCAAGAAGUGUAUGGCAAGCAUCAAAGGACGAAGCAACCUUAGAAGCAAUUCGAGUGGCUGGCGAGGACAAUGGAAAAACUCGAACUGCAAGAGUAGCUGAACGCGAAUUGACUGCAGAAGCUUUAGGAGAUGACAAUGCUGUGCCUGAUCGUGACCCAGUCUGGACUUCUUGGAGUAAUGCAAUGGAUGCCCUUCACGUAGGAGACAUGGACUCUGCUUUUGCGGAAGUGUUGUCUACCGGAGACGAUCUCCUGCUUGUGAAAUUAAUGGACAGAUCUGGCCCAGUUAUUGAUCAAAUCUCCAGUGAGGUAGCUAAUGAAGUAUUGCAUGCUGUUGCACAGUUUCUGAUAGAGCAAAACUUAUUCGACAUCUGCUUAUCCUGGAUUCAGCAGUUGGUCGAUCUCAUUGUGGAAAGUGGACCGGAUGUCUUGGGAACUCCCAUGGAAGUGAAGAGGGAGGUAUUGGUGAAUCUGAAUGAAGCAUCAUCAACAAUUGAUCCCCCCGAGGACUGGGAAGGCGUUCCACCAGACCAACUAUUGUUGCAGCUUGCAUCAGCUUGGGAAAUUGAUCUACAGCAGCUUGAAAAGUGAUGAAUAUAUAUAUGCGCUUUGUACUACAUAAAUGAAGGUGGAUUGCUGGGGAAAAGUACAUUUUGUGCCAUGGUUUAAUCAUUAUAUCUUUGAUCGAGUAUUGUCAUUUUAUUAGUGAUAUUAGCAUAAUAUCAAUUUUCUGACAACUGCCUGCUCUUACGAAUUGUUUGUAAUUUUCUUACUGAAUUUCUGUCUGAUGAUGCGAGAAACCUAGCAGUGAUUUAGCACAAUUAUACAUUAAGCAUAUGAGAUAUGUUAAGAGUUGUACCAUAGUAGCAGAAUCUUACGUAAAUUGAGUUUAAUAGUUCUUGAUUUAUUUAUUUA
This is a messenger RNA of Daucus carota subsp. sativus, 3436 nucleotides long. RefSeq names its product microtubule-associated protein TORTIFOLIA1. The record is from RefSeq and is a predicted model, not a curated record. The transcript has 6 exons. Gene Ontology annotation, cellular component: cortical microtubule, transverse to long axis. Gene Ontology annotation, biological process: circumnutation; multicellular organism development; unidimensional cell growth. The coding region runs from base 434 to 3112 and encodes 892 amino acids. Gene Ontology annotation, molecular function: microtubule binding. Lineage: Eukaryota; Viridiplantae; Streptophyta; Magnoliopsida; Apiales; Apiaceae.